Molecule: messenger RNA, 1455 nt
Organism: Marmota flaviventris (yellow-bellied marmot)
Lineage: Eukaryota; Metazoa; Chordata; Mammalia; Rodentia; Sciuridae
Gene: Olfm4
Product: olfactomedin 4
Biological process (GO): signal transduction
Source: RefSeq, a predicted model, not a curated record
AUGUUGGGACAGAGAUGUUCAAUAGAAACCAGUGGAAUGGCUGUCAGCAAGACUCGUAAUUAUUUGUCUGUCUUUCAGUUCUAUGAAAAGUCCCUUCAGGCUGAUGCUCCACAGUCAUUUUCCAAUUUCACCGGCUCUGUGGAUGAACGUGGAACCUGCCAGUGCUCUGUUUCUCUGCCAGACACCACCUUUCCUGCGAACCGAGUGGAACGCUUGGAGUACAUAGCUCACACCCUGUCUGUGAAGUUUGAGAAGGAGCUUUCUAAAGUGAAGAAAUAUGUUCAAUUAAUCAGUGUGUAUGAAAAGAAACUCUUAAACCUAACUGUCCGAGUAGAGAUCAUGGAGAAGGAUAGCAUUUCUUACACAGAACUGGACUUUGAGCUGAUCAAGAUAGAAGUGAGCGAGAUGAAGAAACUGAUCAUACGGCUGAAGGAGAAUUUUGUUGGAAGCACAGAAAUUGUUGACCAGCUGGAAGAGGAGAUAAGGAAUAUGUCUCUCCUGGUAGAGGAUCUGGAGACACUAGACAAAAACAAUGUCCUUGCCAUUCGCCGAGAAAUCGCGGCCCUAAAGAACAAGCUGAAGGAAUGUGAGACCUCUAAAGAGGAAAACUAUCCAGUCAUCCUGCCUCCUGCUCCAGGAAGCUGUAGUCACGGUGGUGUGAUGAACAUCAGCAAACCGUCUGUGGUUCAGCUCAACUGGAGAGGGUUUUCCUUUCUUUACGGUGCCUGGGGUCGGGAUUACUCUCCCCAGAAUCCAAAGACAGGGCAGUAUUGGGUGGCGCCUUUGGAGACGAAUGGGAGGACAUUGCAAUAUUACAGACUCCACGACACUCUGGAUGAUUUGCUAUUGUACUCAAAUGCUCGAAGCUCUCAGAUUGGCUAUGGCCAAGGCAGUGGUACAGCAGUUUACAACAACAACAUGUAUGUUAAUUGGUACAACACUGGGAAUAUUGCCAAAAUUAACCUGACCACUAACAGGGUUGCUGUGACUCGAGCGUUGCCUAAUGCUGCCUAUAAUAACCGUUUUUCAUACGCUAAUGUUGCUUGGCAAGAUAUUGACUUUGCUGUGGAUGAGCAUGGACUGUGGGUGAUUUAUGCCACGGAAGCCAGCACUGGUAACAUAGUGAUAAGCAAACUCAAUGACACCACCCUCGAGGUACUGAAUACUUGGUUUACGAAGCAGUACAAACCGUCUGUUUCUAAUGCCUUCAUGGUUUGUGGGGUUCUCUAUGCCACCCGUACGUUGAACACCAGAACAGAAGAGAUUUUUUACUACUAUGACACAAACACAGGGAAAGAAGGGCAUCUGAGCAUUACAAUGAAUAAGGUGAAGGAAAGAGUGCAGAGCAUCAAUUAUCACCCCUUUGACCAAAAACUCUAUGUCUAUAAUGAUGGCUACCUUCUGAAUUAUAAUCUUAUCUUCCUACAGCAACCCCAGGAAACUGCUAGGCAUUAG